AUGUUCCAACUAUACCACCACUACCAUGUGUGUGUGUUUGUCCAGUUAUUUAUGUGUCAUCAAAUGGCGAUGAAGAAGGAAGCCAAUGACAAAUCGAAAGCUGCCGAACUUCGAAGAGCACAAAUUGGUGUUGGCGUACCAAUUGUUUGGAUUUUGGGUGGCCCCGGCUGCGGCAAAGGCACACAAUGCGCCAAAAUUGUAGAGAAAUAUGGAUUUACACAUCUAAGCUCUGGCGAUUUGCUGCGUGCAGAGGUCGCCUCGGGUUCUGAUAAGGGCCGUGAGUUGUCCGCUAUAAUGAAGGAGGGUAAAUUGGUGCCUAAUGAAGCGGUAUUGAGUUUACUUGCGAAAGCUAUUUCUGAUCUCAAAUCCGAUUCGAAAGGCUUUCUAAUUGAUGGCUAUCCACGUGAGAAGGAUCAGGGCGCUGCUUUUGAACAACAAAUUGCGCCAGCGGAUCUGAUUAUCUACUUCGAUUGUUCAGAUGAUGUUAUGGUCCAGCGCAUUUUGGGACGUGCAGCUGCUUCGACAGAAAAGCGCGCCGAUGACAAUGAGGAAACCAUCAAAACUCGCCUCGCCACCUUUAGAACGAAUACCAGUGCAAUUUUGGAUCAAUAUACCGACAAGACGAUAACGCUCAAUGCCGAACGUACGGCCGAUGAAAUUUUCGUUGAUGUGCAACGUGCAUUGGAUUGUCUGAUUCAAAAGAAGGCUCAGGCGGUUGCAUGCGCCUAAUUUAUGAAUAUCUAUGCCAUGCCACAAAUAAUAUCCAUAAAUAGAUAAUAAUAAAAUUUACGUGAAUGCACGUAAACCUGUUGUAGCACAAUUGAAAUGCGCAUAUACCUACAUAUAAAUACAUACAUAAGUACAUAUAUUACCAAAGCAAUUGAUAUUAGCUAAUUUAUUAGCGAAAAAAAGCAAAAGAAAAUAAUUUAUUUAAAAAAUAUAUUGCAAAUACUCUCGUACUAAUAUGCGUGCAAUUUUUUCGCAUUGAGCGGAACUACUACUUACAAUUGCAUAUAUGUAUGUAAUUCUCAACCCAUAAACGCUUGAGUAACUAUUUAGCCGCCCAAAAUAGUUGCAUAAGUGUAGCAAAACAAAAGAAACUAUGAUUAAAAUGGUAAUGAAGUAUGUAUGUGCGUGGUAUGUACACUAAUAAGAGCUGUCUAUGGGAAAUAUGUGCUUUAAUUAUCUAAAAAUUACAAUGUAUGUACUUUAUUUAUUUAAUAACACAAAGAGCAAUAAAAAUUAUUUUAAAUAAAAAUAAAAAGAGUAUAA
Rhagoletis pomonella (apple maggot) is the source of this 1272-nucleotide messenger RNA. It is a transcript of the gene Ak1, whose product is annotated as adenylate kinase isoenzyme 1. The record is from RefSeq and is a predicted model, not a curated record. The coding region runs from base 1 to 729 and encodes 242 amino acids. Gene Ontology annotation, cellular component: cytosol; cytoplasm. Gene Ontology annotation, biological process: nucleoside triphosphate biosynthetic process. The transcript has 6 exons. Lineage: Eukaryota; Metazoa; Arthropoda; Insecta; Diptera; Tephritidae. Gene Ontology annotation, molecular function: ATP binding; AMP kinase activity.